Penicillium subrubescens is the source of this 450-nucleotide messenger RNA. RefSeq lists its product as uncharacterized. The record is from RefSeq and is a predicted model, not a curated record. Lineage: Eukaryota; Fungi; Ascomycota; Eurotiomycetes; Eurotiales; Aspergillaceae. The annotation marks the transcript as partial. The transcript has 2 exons.
GAAAGCCAAGCCCUGCCGCACACAAAUCAUCCGCCUCCCGAACGACGACAUCUUCUCCCAUCAAACCAGCUCGCCGUCGCGACCAAGCCUUCAAGAUGCCGAGCCACAAGACUUUCCGCACCAAGCAAAAGCUUGCCAAAGCUCAGCGUCAGAACCGCCCCAUCCCUCAGUGGAUUCGUCUGCGCACCGGCAACACCAUCAGGUAAAUUGCGCCCUCGUCCUGCAUCAAGAAAACACAUCCCAGAAAACAUGCCAUGCCAUCGAAAAAAUGGAAUCGAAGGAGGAAGAGGAGGAAUCGACCGGACACCCGCACACGCACAAAUCACACGCCCGAAAACUCAAUCCCGCACCAUCGAAAAUAAAUCCAGCACAAUAACUGACAACCUCGUUCUUCCAAAUAGAUACAACGCUAAGCGGCGACACUGGCGCAAGACCCGUCUGGGCAUCUAA